AAUUAUAAAAUCUCAAGAAAAUGACAUGCGAGCACCCUCGUCGUUCUCCAGUGAUUUCAGAGAAUUAAUUAUUCAUAUUUAAGAUUAAUAAAUAAUGAACUAGGUAUUAAAUGUCUGUAAAUUAUGAGUAGUAAUUGACGUUGUGAUGUAAAUCCGAAAGGGAAAGAGAAAGAAAGAAGGAAAGGGGUGAGAUGUGCAUGAAAGUUGAAUUUAGGUAAGUGAGGAAAGGACCCAUCAGCCUUACUGACAUUAUCACAGACAGGCUAAUUUGUUUACAUUUUUACUGUGUUAAUACUCACGGAUUGAAUGAAGGAUCUUAUGAAAAAAAAAUUCAUCUUUAUGAUUGAUUGUUAUUAUUGUUGACUGGUAAGAAUAAGAGAGAGAGAAGACAAGAGAAAGAAACUAUAUUAUAACAACUUGGCACGUGCUCACCAAGACAAUGGCUCACAAAUUCACAGUUUUUACUUUUGUUUGUCAAAGAAAGAAAUAACUGAAUCAAGUUAAAACUGAGGUUGCUUAGCUUCGGCUUGCCUAUAACCGUGACUAUGAAUUUAUGAAUGUGAUUUUGGUGGUUGAAGAGAAGAGAGUCUUUGUUGACUCUUUGGUUAUUCUCUUAUUAACUGCUAAAUUUUACCUUCUCGGAAAAUGAAAGUGUCUCUUCAAGGAACUGACGCUGUGUCUACUCUCAAAAUCUGUUAGAGACAGGCAUUGACUGAUUUCUAGAUUGUGAUUUAAGCAAGCAUGGAAUUCAAAAUAAAGAAAGGAUGGAAAUCGGUAGUGCCUUUUCAUCUGAAAGGCGAAUCAGCCACAGGUUUUUCUUUGUUUUCGAAGGUGAAGCCGACUAGCUAUGGUCCAGGUCAAGCACCUGUUUAUCUAAAUGUGUAUGACUUGACACCAAUGAAUGGCUAUGUCUACUGGGCAGGUCUUGGUAUCUAUCACUCUGGUGUAGAAGUCCACGGUGUUGAAUAUGCCUUUGGAGCUCAUGACUAUCCAACAAGUGGUGUUUUUGAGGUUGAACCACGGCAAUGCCCCGGCUUCAAGUUCAGGAAGUCAAUGUACAUCGGGACCACAUGCUUGGACCCUAUUCAGGUUAGGGAGUUCAUGGAGAGAGAGUCUGCAAACUACAAUGGCAAUACAUAUCACUUGAUUGUCAAGAAUUGCAAUCAUUUCUGCAAGGACAUUUGUUCUAAGCUAACUGGGAAACCAGUUCCGAAAUGGGUAAAUCGACUAGCAAACAUAGGUUCAAUCUGCAAUUGCAUACUUCCUGAAGCCCUCAAGAUUUCUGCAGUGCGGCAUGACCAUGAUUCAUUGAGGGAAAGGUUAUCAAAUGAUUACCAACCAUUUGAUAGCAACAGGAGUCUGAGAAGUGCAUUUACUUGUAUCUCUUCAAUCUCAAUGCGGCAGAAGCAGUUGUCGACAUCUUCCUUGUUUCUACAAUCACCCUUAAGGGGCUGCCUACCGACAUGGGAAUUAAGAAGGUCAAACAAUGGUUCAUUGAGGGAAAGGUGAGAUGUCUGUUUGAAGAGCUUUCAUCAGCAUUCAUGACGAUUGGUGACCAAAAAUGGUAAUGCUGCCAUCACUUGCAUUCUCUUGGUUUGGCAAGUUUUCCUAAUCGAAGGUCACCUUUGUCAGCCUCUGCUGUUAGAAACUAUUAAGAUGGCAACUGAUCAAAGAAGAAUCUCUAUGGAUCAAUGGCGUUGCUAUCUUUGAAAUGUACAUUGUGCUCAACUUCUCAUAAAUUUUUCUUGUCCUGCAUCAUUUGCGCCGUGAGAGACUGUCCAUUAAUUAUAAAAUACUGUCAAGUUUGACGCCUGUUAAUUCGACGAUUUUCCUUGGAUUCUA
Messenger RNA from Mangifera indica (mango), 1842 nucleotides. RefSeq names its product deSI-like protein At4g17486. Gene Ontology annotation, molecular function: deubiquitinase activity. The record is from RefSeq and is a predicted model, not a curated record. The coding region runs from base 742 to 1509 and encodes 255 amino acids. The transcript is spliced from 4 exons. Gene Ontology annotation, biological process: protein deubiquitination. NCBI's taxonomy places the organism in Eukaryota, Viridiplantae, Streptophyta, Magnoliopsida, Sapindales, Anacardiaceae.